UGGCCUUGCUCUUUAGUGCAUUCCUAGCCUUAAGCUUAGAUUGCAACAGGCUUUUACAUGACCACGGGGAGGGAGGGGGAGAAUGCCACGUCUCUCUCCCUUCCCACACUGCAUGGCCCCCACUAGGGCCUCUCAUAAAGCACAGCCCCUGGAUUUAGGGGAACAUGGAGUUCAUUCUUUCAGUGCAUCCAUGGGGGCUUGUGGAACAGGAAAAAAAGGCAUGGCCAUGGCCCAUUCCCCUCCUCUCUCUCCAAAAAGGACUGGUCAAACUCCGGGGAACAUGCUGCACCAUUCUAAUGAGUGGGCUCGCUGUACAUCACUCCCAACACAAUCAUGUACCGGUUUCUGUAGAUGGGAUUUCUGGACAAAGAGAAUGGAGACCUCUAAUUUAUAGAAAAUGCACAGAUGUACUCUGGUUGAUUUUAUUCUUUCUUUUUUGGGCUGGUUUGAUGUUUAUAACUGGCUAUGCUGUAACAGCUGGAGCUGCAGAAAGACUUGUAUUUGGGUAUGACAGCUAUGGAAAUAUAUGUGGUAGGAAGAACACUUAUAUUCAAGGUGCACCUCUUUCUGGACAGGAUAUGACAAAUAAAAAACAUGUGUUCUUUUUGAAUUCGUGCAGUCUGGAAAUUAAAAACCUUAAAAUCAAUUCAAUCGCCUUGUGUGUAUCUAGCUGUCCUCAAGAGCAGCUUAACUCUCUGGAAGACAUCCAGCUUUUUGCAAAGAACAAUGGUUCUUCCCUUUGUAUUUACAACGUCAACAUUUCCAGUUACACGCUAAAUCCAAAGGCAUCUGAGCUGUGUCCCACACUGCCAGUUUCACCAAGCAAAUCCUUCCCAUUGUUUAAUCGAUGUGUUCCAGAAAACCCUGAGUGCUAUUCGCAGUUUGCAUCCAUCUUGAUAAAUAUGGUUAAUGAAGUUGAUGUUUUUCAUCGUAUUCUGAGUGGAAUAAUGGCAGGAAGAGAUACUGUCAUAGGAUUGAGUGUCCUUGCACUAGCCUUCUCUUUAAUAAUGGUUUUAACCUUCAGAUUCAUCACCACACUUCUGGUCCAUAUUUUCAUUACACUAGUUGUGUUUGGAUUGUUAUUCGUCUCAGGUGUUUUGUGGUGGCUGUACUAUGACUACACUAACGACCCAAGGAUAGAACUGGAAACUGAAAAAGAAAAUGUAAAAUUUGUACUUGGAUUUGCUAUCAUAUCUACCAUCAUCACGAUGGUUCUACUUUCCCUCAUAUUUGUACUAAGGAAGAGUAUUCAGCUGACUGUACAGCUCUUUUGGGUUGCUAAUAAAAUAAUUAGCAGGGUCCCUUCCCUACUGUUCCAGCCACUAUGGACCUUUUUGAUUCUCAUUUUCUUCUGGGUGUUCUGGGUUGCUGUGCUACUUAGCUUAGGAACUGCAGGUAGUGCACAAGUCAUUUCAGGAGGACAAGUAGAAUAUAAAAUUCUGUCUGGCAUUCGCUACAUGUGGUGGUACCAUUUAGUCGGCCUUAUCUGGACUAGUGAAUUCAUCUUGGCUUGUCAGCAAAUGACUAUUGCUGGAGCAGUGGUUACUUGCUAUUUCAACCGAAAUAAGAGUAGCUUGCCACGACACCUGAUCCUGUCUUCAAUAUCAGUUCUUUUUUGCUAUCAUCAAGGAACACUUGUAAAGGGGUCGUUUUUAAUCACAAUAGUGAGAAUUCCAAGAAUUAUUCUUAUGUACCUUUAUGAUGCCCUAAAAGAAAAGGAGAGUGCAUGUGCAAGAUGCAUGUUCAAAUGCUGUUUCUGCUGCUUUUGGUGUCUAGAAAGAUGCCUAAGAUACUUUAAUCAGCACGUAUACACCACAACGGCCAUAAAUGGGACAAAUUUUUGUACCUCGGCAAAGGAUGCUCUCUUUAUUUUAGCAAAGAAUUCUGCUAAUAUAGCAUUCAUUAAUUGCUUUGGAGACUUCAUUAUUUUUCUAGGAAAGGUGUUUGUUGUAUGUUUCACAGUUUUUGGAGGGCUAAUGGCAUUUAACUACCAUCGUGAGUUCCAUGUAUGGGUAGUUCCUUUGUUGCUAGUUGCACUUUUUGCCUGCUUGGUAGCCCACAGCUUUUUGUCGGUUUUCGAAGUGGUCAUGGAUGCCCUGUUCUUUUGUUUUGCUAUUGAUAUGGAAACAAAUGAUGGAUCUCCAGAGAAGCCAUACUUCAUGGAUCAAGAAUUACUGAGUUUUGUGAAUCACAGCACCAAGCUAACAGAAUGGGAGAAAAACAGAAAGCAAAAGACCCCCCGAAACAGUGAAGAUGGUACAGAACUACAGCCUAUGGUGAGACGGGAGCAAAGACGAUGUGAUGAGGACAUCAAAUAACAUGUUAUCUCCCAAGUGUACUACAGGAAUGGGGAUAGACUGUAAAUAUUUUCUACUUUAUAAUUUCUUGCGGCAGCCAAAUUGUUGAGCCCCAGGGCUUUCAUCCUUUCACACUAAUCAUUGUUACUGACACUGGAAGCUCAGGGCCAGAUAUGGCCAUGAAUGGCCAGCAAUGAACUCUGCUGGUAUAAAGCAGGCCCAGCUGGCUUUUGUGCCAACCACCCUUCCCAUCCCCAGCAUAGAGAGGGAUGAAGAGGCACAGAGAGAGCAUGUGGCGGGAUUCCUUGCAGCCACAUUGAUCCUCCAUUGGCAUAAAGAUUCAAAAGGCCUUCAGUGUAAAUUUCUAUAGUGCUAGGUUGUUCUAAUUCACACUGGGACUGGUAUAGAUAUCCUGCUUCCGUGCACUGAGCAGUACUCAGAUGUGGUGGAGACUCUGGCACAUGUUUUAAGCUGAUACUUUUGUUUGAUUGUGCUUUACACUAUUUUAAAAUUAUGAGGUGAAAGAAGGGAGAUGGUCCCUCAAGAUGCAGUUUCAGACUUAAAGACUAAUGGUGUGUCUUCAAGCACAAUUAACUCAAGUUAUUAUUUGUUACCCCUAGACUCUCAUCCAUACUCAAAUCUCUAGCUUGAGUUAGGCCAUGUCUACACGACAUAGUUUUGUCAACAUAAGGCAGCUUAUGUUGACCUAACUAGAGGUGUACACUGCAAUGCUCCUCCCGCUGCUUUAACUCUCACAUAGCAACUGCCCAGCAUGCUGGCUCCACGGAGUACCCUGCCUUGAGUACCUGGGAGGUGGUGGAUUUCCUGGAUCUGUGAGGAGAGGAGGCUGUGCAGGUGAAGUUCUGCUCCAGCCUCAGAAACUUGCUCAGGGCAUGAAGGAGAAGGGCAACGACAUACAGCAGUUCAAAGAGCUGUGGCAGGCAUAGCAGAAGGCAAGGGAGGCAAAUAGUCACCUCUGGUGCGGAGCCACAGACAUGCCGCUUUUACAAGGACGAGGCUGGGGUCAAUGUUGGUGAAUAGCUCCCCCACUUGAGUUCCUCUUAUAGCCUUGUGUUUAUAAUGCCAGCACAAGACUGAAGAGCAGUACAGGAUCCAUGCAUUCUGCCACACAUGCCUGGCUCACAGGUGACCAGGGCGGUUGAAAAGCAGCUGGAAACCUAGUAGGAUGCCCAUGGAAUGAUGAGAUUGAGAAACCUGCAUCAUGUGACA
This is a messenger RNA of Chelonoidis abingdonii (Abingdon island giant tortoise), 3527 nucleotides long. NCBI's taxonomy places the organism in Eukaryota, Metazoa, Chordata, Testudines, Testudinidae. The record is from RefSeq and is a predicted model, not a curated record.